AUGGAAGACAAGACGGCUACGGCAGCGGCGGAUUCUUCCGUCUCAUCUUCAUAUGAGCCUGCCUCUACUGCGACUGGUGCCGCUGAAGGAGAGAUGACUUCGAAGUUCAAUUUCCGUCAGACAGCAAGCCGAUUCUCCUCGCACAUCCGCACCAAGGAAGCGUGGUUCGGCGAUUACGACUACUGGUACCUCUUCACGCCCAACAUCCCGCCGUUCAAUCGCAGGCACAAGGACAAAAUGCUGCCCUUUUACGGCCUCAACGACGAGGUGCCCAUCUUUCUGACCCUCCUCCUUGGCCUGCAGCACGCCCUGACCCUGAUCGGAUCCAUCGUCUCGCCCCCGCUGGCCGUCGCGUCGGGCGCCUUCAAUUUACACCCCGACAUAGUCUCGUACCUCGUCUCCGUGGCCUUCAUCACAACAGGAAUUGCGACUGCGCUGCAGGUCACCCGAGUCCACCUCCGUGGCACGCCCUUCUACAUUGGCACGGGUCUCUUGUCCGUCGUGUCCAACACAUUCGACAUCAUCGCCAUCGCCUUCUCUUACACCGGCAUGCGCUACAAGAACGGCACGUGCCCGGUCGCCGCAGACGGGACCCAGCUACCCUGUCCGGACGCGUACGGCGCCCUCUUGGGAUCAAUGCUGGUGACCCUGUGGAUCCAGAUCCUCCUGUCCAUGGUGCCCCCGCGACUCUUGAACAAGAUCUUCCCCAAGGUCGUCACGGGCUCGCUGCUGACCCUUGUCGGCGUAUACCUGAUCAACAGCGGCAUGCAGAAUUGGGCCGGGUCCAGCAACUGCAAUGGAGGUACAGGCUAUUACGCCCUGUGUCCCAACAUCGAUGCCCCGAAACCUCUGCCGUGGGCUGACCCGAAGCUCAUCGGCCUCGGAUUUAGCGUCUUUUUCAGCAUCGUGGUCGUCGAACAGUUCGGCUCGCCUAUGAUGAAGUCGGCCGCCGUACUGAUCGGCCUACUUGUGGGAUGCAUCAUCUCCGGUGCCACUGGCUACUGGUCUCGCAAGGACAUCGAGAGCGCCCCCGUCGUCACCUUCCUUUGGGUCCACACCUUUAAACUGUCGGUGGACGGGGCGUUGAUCUUACCUUUGCUCAUCAUGUUCAUCUGUGAGGGUGUCAGCUGCAUGCCCGACAUCUUGGCCACCGCCGAAAUUUCCGGUGUCGAUGUUGAGGGCACCGAGUUCAACAGCCGCAUCCAGGGUGGCAUUCUUUGUGAUGGAAUAGGCAGCCUGAUCAGUGCCCUGGGCACGGGUCUUCCCAUGGUUUCUCAAGCCGGUAACAACGGCACCAUUGUGCUCACCGGAUGUGCUUCUCGACGAGCAGGCUGGACAGCUUCCGGCUUUCUCAUCCUUAUGGGAUUUUUUGGCAAAUUCGGUGCCGUCUUCAGCGCCAUGCCCCCAUCCGUGCUUGGAGGAAUGCAGGUUUUCUUGUAUGGCACCAUCGCUGUUGCAGGUAUUCGAGUCCUAGGAAUGGUUCCGUUUACUCGACGAAAUCGCUUCAUCUUGACUGUCGCCCUCGGCCUCGGUUUCGUCGACAUUGUCACUCCCACCUGGUUUGACAAGAUUUUGGAUUACAGCGGGUCAAACGUCCAGCUUCAAGGAUUCGAGCAAGGGCUGAACUUGAUUGUCGAAACGCCGUUCAUCCUUGCUGCCGUGAUUGGAGUAUUUUUGAACCUGGUUUUGCCAAAAGACAAGAGUGCCAUGGAUGCCAUGGCUUUCCGGAACUCGAAGGGUGAACCCGUCGCUUUACCUCAGGUGGAGGAGUAA
Messenger RNA from Capronia coronata CBS 617.96, 1773 nucleotides. RefSeq lists its product as uncharacterized. The record is from RefSeq and is a predicted model, not a curated record. NCBI's taxonomy places the organism in Eukaryota, Fungi, Ascomycota, Eurotiomycetes, Chaetothyriales, Herpotrichiellaceae. The transcript has 2 exons. The coding region runs from base 1 to 1773 and encodes 590 amino acids. Gene Ontology annotation, biological process: xanthine transport; transmembrane transport. Gene Ontology annotation, molecular function: xanthine transmembrane transporter activity. Gene Ontology annotation, cellular component: fungal-type vacuole; membrane.